CGUUGGCGGGAGGUGGGACGGUUAGGAAUGUUAAAAUCGUUAAAAUCAUCUAGCAAUCAAUAAAUAUGGAUCUGGAAGAGCAAUGCACUCUUAUAGACCUGCUCGAAAAAUUCCCCAACUUGUGGGACAAAAAACACAAGAUAUACAAAGAUACAUUAGCAGCAGAAAAUUCAUGGGAGACAAUUUCCUCCAUUAUGGAAAAAUCCGUAAAAGAAUGUAAAGAAGCAUGGGAGUACCUUCGAUUGAAAUAUAUAAGAGAAAGAAGGCUUAUUAAAAAAGUACCCUCCGGGUCUGGUGCUACUAAAGCAGCCUAGGUUCUUUUUGAACGUUUGGGUUUUUUGGAGAAAGUCACACAAAGCAGAAUGACAAGAGGUAAUAUAAAACCAUCCAAUGUUUCUCAGGAAUCUGAAACGCAGUCUUGGUCAGAAGCCAUUGUUCUAAUUGAUGGCCAAAGAGUAGAAGGUGAAAGUGAAAUUCUCUCUUCAACUCCAAUAAGUGAGAGUCCUAUGGAAGUUGAAGACGAAACCUCGAACACUGAGUCAGAAGCAACAUCUCUGCAUAGUGAGAAUCCUGCAAAACUAAUUAAACCUCGAACUGCUUCAGUAAAUCAAAACAUUCAAAAUCUAAGACUUAAAAAAAACAUUGAAAAAAAUGAAUUCAAGAAAAGGAAAAAUGAUUCUAUUGAUUCUUUAGUCUCAACGUGUGUGCAAAUAGGUCAGAAUAUUGAAACUAUUGUUAAAGACUCAGUUGAUAAGAACACAGUCAACAAUUUGCCGGAAAAUAAGGCCAAUUAUCAUUUUCUGUUAGCUAUGAUGGUGUAUAUGGAAAAAUUACCUGAUGUCAUAAAAUUGCGACUCCAAUCUAAUUUUCUAGAACAACUCGCGAAUGAGGUAGAAAAACUUGGUCUUUAAAAUUUUUUUCUUUCUCCAAAAAACCCAUAUUUCAAGAAAAAUUUAGGCUUUAGUAGUGUUAUACAGUGUGCGCAUGGGUUUUCUUGUCAAAUGGCAAACUUUUAUUUUCAAUUUUUCAAAAAAAAAUUUACUCUUCAUAAAAAUUUUUGCUUGUAUAAAAAAUACGAAUUGCAUAGAAAAACUAUCUGUUUUUUAUACAGGGUUCUCAAAAAUUCAAAAUUUUGCCUUUUAUCAAAAGUAAUACCCUUAUUUUUACUUUUUGAGGAAAAUAAUUAUAAGAACAAAUUAUUGAUAAUCUCUUGCUAAGUCAGAAUCCCAGAUAUCAAGAAGAAUUUGAAUUUUUUGACAACCUUGUAUAAAAACAGAUUUUUUCCUAAGCAAUUUGUAAUUUUAAACAAGCAAACAUUUUUUGAAGAGUAACUUUUCGGAAAAUUGAAAAUAAAUUCUUUUCAUUUAGCAAGAAAAACCACGCUAACGCUGUAUUACAGAGAGGCAAUUAACCCCUACUGGUUAUAGGUAGGCAGUGGU
Sitophilus oryzae (rice weevil) is the source of this 1439-nucleotide messenger RNA. RefSeq lists its product as uncharacterized. The transcript has 3 exons. NCBI's taxonomy places the organism in Eukaryota, Metazoa, Arthropoda, Insecta, Coleoptera, Curculionidae. The record is from RefSeq and is a predicted model, not a curated record. The coding region runs from base 363 to 911 and encodes 182 amino acids.